CCAAUGGCAGGAGCCGUUUCAUCGGCUGCACAAGCAGCAAGAUCAAAAGUGAGCCUUUUCUGAUUGCUGCAUAGUGUCAAUUGGCCAAUCUCUUCUCCCAGGGAAAAAAAAAAGUAAAUCAAACCUUUGAGAAGCAUUUGCUGGUUGAAGUGCUUUCUGUCUAGUGAGGGGGUCUGUGGAUUUCUAGUUUAUGAUAAAUAGGACUUUAAAAACGAGGGACGGGAGGGCAAGUGUUCAGGUUCUAGAGCUAUGCAGCUGGAGCAUUGCCUUUCUCCUUCUAUCAUGCUCUCCAAGAAAUUUCUCAAUGUGAGCAGCAGCUACCCACAUUCAGGCGGAUCUGAGCUUGUCUUGCACGAUCAUCCCAUUAUCUCGACCACUGACAACCUGGAGAGAAGUUCACCUUUGAAAAAAAUUACCAGGGGGAUGACGAAUCAGUCAGAUACAGACAAUUUUCCUGACUCCAAGGACUCACCAGGGGACGUCCAGAGAAGUAAACUCUCUCCUGUCUUGGACGGGGUCUCUGAGCUUCGUCACAGUUUCGAUGGCUCUGCUGCAGAUCGCUACCUCCUAUCUCAGUCCAGCCAGCCACAGUCUGCGGCCACUGCUCCCAGUGCCAUGUUCCCGUACCCCGGCCAGCACGGACCGGCGCACCCCGCCUUCUCCAUCGGCAGCCCCAGCCGCUACAUGGCCCACCACCCGGUCAUCACCAACGGAGCAUACAACAGCCUCCUGUCCAACUCAUCACCGCAGGGCUACCCCACCGCGGGCUACCCCUACCCACAGCAAUACGGCCACUCCUACCAAGGAGCCCCGUUCUACCAGUUCUCCUCCACUCAGCCGGGGUUGGUACCCGGCAAGGCACAGGUGUACCUGUGCAACAGGCCCCUUUGGCUGAAAUUUCACCGGCACCAAACGGAGAUGAUCAUCACCAAACAGGGAAGGCGCAUGUUUCCUUUUUUAAGUUUUAACAUUUCUGGUCUCGAUCCCACGGCUCAUUACAAUAUUUUUGUGGAUGUGAUUUUGGCGGAUCCCAAUCACUGGAGGUUUCAAGGAGGCAAAUGGGUUCCUUGCGGCAAAGCGGACACCAAUGUGCAAGGAAAUCGGGUCUAUAUGCAUCCAGAUUCCCCGAACACUGGGGCUCAUUGGAUGCGCCAAGAAAUCUCUUUUGGAAAAUUAAAACUAACGAACAACAAAGGAGCUUCAAACAACAAUGGGCAGAUGGUGGUUUUACAGUCCUUGCACAAGUACCAGCCCCGCCUGCAUGUGGUGGAAGUGAACGAGGACGGCACAGAGGACACCAGCCAGCCUGGUCGCGUGCAAACAUUCACUUUUCCCGAGACCCAGUUCAUCGCGGUCACCGCCUACCAAAACACCGAUAUUACACAACUGAAAAUAGAUCACAACCCCUUUGCAAAAGGAUUUCGGGAUAAUUAUGACACGAUCUACACGGGCUGCGACAUGGACCGCCUGACCCCGUCGCCCAACGACUCUCCGCGCUCGCAGAUUGUGCCCGGCGCUCGCUACGCCAUGGCCGGCUCUUUCCUGCAGGACCAGUUCGUGAGCAACUACGCCAAGGCCCGUUUCCACCCGGGUGCAGGCGCGGGCCCUGGGCCGGGGACGGACCGCAGCGUGCCGCACACCAAUGGGUUGCUGUCCCCGCAGCAGGCCGAGGACCCCGGCGCGCCAUCGCCGCAGCGCUGGUUUGUGACGCCAGCAAACAACCGGCUAGACUUCGCGGCCUCGGCCUACGACACCGCCACGGACUUCGCGGGUAACGCGGCCACGCUGCUCUCUUACGCGGCGGCGGGCGUGAAGGCGUUGCCGCUACAGGCAGCCGGCUGCACCGGCCGCCCGCUCGGCUACUACGCCGACCCGUCGGGCUGGGGCGCACGCAGCCCCCCGCAGUACUGCGGCGCCAAAUCGGGCUCUGUGCUGCCCUGCUGGCCCAACAGCGCCGCUGCUGCCGCGCGCAUGGCGGGAGCCAACCCUUACCUGGGCGAGGAGGCCGAGGGCCUGGCCGCAGAGCGCUCGCCGCUUCCGCCCGGGACCACCGAGGACGCCAAGCCCAAGGACCUGUCCGACUCCAGCUGGAUCGAGACGCCCUCCUCCAUCAAGUCCAUCGAUUCGAGCGACUCGGGGAUUUACGAGCAGGCCAAGAGGAGGCGGAUUUCGCCAGCAGACACGCCGGUGUCGGAAAGCUCGUCCCCACUCAAGAGCGAGGUGCUGGCCCAGCGGGACUGCGAGAAGAACUGCGCCAAGGACAUAGGCGGCUACUAUGGCUUCUACUCGCACAGCUAGGCCGUCCCUGCCUGCUUAGGGCCCGCGCGCCGCCGCGGCCCUACCCCCCAGCCAGCCCCUCACAGCUCUUCCCCAGUUCCUCUUUCCCAGGCCCUACUUUGAGUGCCCUCUCAUUUUACUGACCCUCGAUGACCGUCUGCAGCGAAUAAGUGCAGGUCUCCCACUAUGAUUUAACCCUACCCCCACUUUUUUUUGCACAGCCGUCUCUGCAAUUAGAGCACCGACCUUCAACUUUGCUGUAAACCUUUUGGUUUUCCAACUUCAUCUCCUUCUAUGAAGUUAUCCUUCUAAUAAUCCUCCUCCCCUUCGUCUGUCUCUCACCUCCUCCUUCUUUUUCUUGUAAUGAAACUCUUCACCUUUAGGAGACCUGGGCAAUCCAGUCAGGCAGAAUCGAUUCCGACUCGCCGUGUCUCGGCCUCCCCAUUAACCAUAGGAUGUUGACUCUAGAACCUGGACCCACCCAGCGCGUCCUUUCUUAUCCCCGAGUGGAUGGAUGGAUGGAUGGAUGGUAGGGAUGUUAAUAAUUGUAGUGGAACAAAGCCUGUGAAAUGAUUGUACAUAGUGUUAAUUUAUUGUAACGAAUGGCUAGUUUUUAUUCUCAUCGUCAAGGCACAAAACCAGUUCAUGCUUAACCUUUUUAUUUCCGUUUCCUUCCUUUUCCUUUUCUUCUCUCAUUCUUCCUUUCUCUCUUUUCUAUUUUCUUGUGAGAUAAUUAAAAACAUUCUAAGAGGCUCUGGAAACAAUGAAAUACUUGAUAGUCAUGGGUUUCUCACUUCUCCUCAAUUCGUUGCAUGAAAUAAUUACUAUGUGCCCUAAUGCACACAAAUAGCUAAGGAGAAUCUGCCCAAACACCUGUAAAGGAUAGGUGUCUGUUCAUAGGCAAGUAGAUUAAGUGGCAUGAUGCCUGCAAAGCAAAGUUAACUGGAGUUGUGUUUUCCUCCCUUCCUUCUAAAUAGAAUAGCUCGACAUCAGCAAUAUUAUUUUGCCUUAUUUGUUUUCCCCAAAGUGCCAAAUCCAUUACUGGUCUGUGCAGGUGCCAAAUAUGCUGACAAACUGUUUUUGAAUAUCUUUUCAGCCCCCCUCCACCUUUAUAUGCUGUAAAUCUUUGUAAUGAAUACUCUACUAAUGAUAUAGAUGACUGAAUUGUUGGUAACUAUAGUGUAGUCUAGUGAAGAUGAAUUGUGUGAGUUGUAUAUUUUAUUGCAUUUUAGUUUUGAAAAUGAUUCCCCCUGCCACUUAGAAACAGCUGAAAUUUGACUUCCUUGGGAAAACACUAGCAUAAUGCAAAUAAGACUGAUUUCCCCCCUCUAAGUCUUGUUAUAUUUGAUAAGGAACAUUAAUCCCCCUGGAAAUAGAUUAGUAAGAUUUCUAAUGUUGUGUAGCAAACCUAUACUUUUUUUUUGUAUUUUAAAAUUAAUGUGAAAUAUGCAUCAUACACAAUAUUCAAUCUAGAUUCCAGUCCAUGGGGGGAUUUUUUCCUAAUAGGAAUUCAGGGUCUAAACGUGUGUAUAUUUUGGCUCUUCUGUAAAUCAAAUGUUGUGAUUUUUAUAUUUGUUUCGUUUUGUCUGUGAACUGAAUAAUUUAUACAAGUACACACUCCAUUGAGAAACGUUUUGUUUUUUGCUCGUUUGUAUCGUCUGUGUAUACAAGUAAAAUAAACCUGGUAAAACGCUAACUAUGGUGUUUGAAAGCAGUUUACAGUUUGAAAAUAAUUAUUAUAGGUAAUUACUUUUAAGGGUUAAGGAAGAUUAGCCUGUUCCUACUGAUAAGGAGUAGAAUGUUUAUUUGGAACCACCUCUAAUUUCCUCCUUGAAUUUGCUUUAUAGCACUCUCAGGAAUUGCGAUUUCCUUUUUAUUUACAGUUAUUUAGUUCCCUGUGAGUCAAGUUUCUUUUUAUUGCGCUCAUCCCCCCAACCGAAAAUAUACCUACUUUCUUCAUAUAUGUCUCUGAUUCUCUCUGAAGUUAGAAAUGAGGCGAACAGGAAAAGUAGGGUCUUUAAAUAAGGAGUUAAGAAUUUCUUUAAAUUUCACAAAGUAAGGUGGGAAGUAUUGGAUGAGAGUAGGCUGUAAUUUUAAAGCAUGGUAAGAUAGGCUGUUGACGACAGGUGUCAAAAAUGUUGGUCUUACUAAGAGGCCUUGGAGGUAAAUGCAAACACAGAAUGGACUACAUUUCUUGAGUGAAUGGUUUUGGGGGAUCAUGUGGGGUGGGGUAGAGAAGGACCCAUAGAACAAAUCCAAGGAAGAGCCAUUUGUAAGCACUGAGUUUAAAACUUGUUUUGGGAGGUGUCUGGAGGCUACUAGCUAUGUCACUCCUUUACAGGAGUUCCCGUGCCAGUUCCCACCCAGACCAGAUUCCCAUCCCUUGAGAACAAAUAUAAAAAUGAGAAAUUUCCGCCUGGGGGCCGCUGCGCCUUAGGCAAGGAUUCCGCAGAGUUCCACCUUCACCUGGUAGAGAUGUGAUUUUUUUGGCCUUUGGUCUCUAAAGAGGUGAUUCAGGAUAGAGUCAGAAAAAUGGUUUAACGUUCUUGCUUAGUCUGGGCUGGCCUCAGGUUACCGGACAAAAUCUAGAGACUGUCCUGUGUCCCCUUUGCAGUCUGACAGACGUAAAGAACCUUCAAAAUUCCAAUUCAAAAGAAAAUUCGAGGGAGGAUGAAACUGACUUGCCUUCCCUGGACAAUUCCGCCACUAGACGGCGUUCCGUGGAGUUUUGUCUGCCACACAGAAAAGCGAUGACUGAUUCUCCUUUGUGUUUCCUUCUCCUUUGCACAUCUAAGAACUAAAGAAGAGGACGAAAAGUACAAAACACGGUGCAUGUGUUAGCAAGUGAAGUGGAGUAAUGCAUUCACGUAAUCACUCACCCGACCAGGGCUGAGCUCCUGCUACCUGGCCACCUAGUCGCGCUGAGGAGCAGGCGCACGUGCGGUCGCGGGGGAGAGGCUGCGGGGGCAGGGGUGGUAAGAACUC
Molecule: messenger RNA, 5262 nt
Organism: Marmota monax (woodchuck)
Lineage: Eukaryota; Metazoa; Chordata; Mammalia; Rodentia; Sciuridae
Gene: Tbr1
Product: T-box brain transcription factor 1
Exons: 6
Coding region: 250-2298 (682 amino acids)
Biological process (GO): regulation of neuron projection development; regulation of transcription by RNA polymerase II; cell fate specification
Cellular component (GO): nucleus
Molecular function (GO): DNA-binding transcription factor activity, RNA polymerase II-specific; RNA polymerase II cis-regulatory region sequence-specific DNA binding
Source: RefSeq, a predicted model, not a curated record